AUGGAAAUUGAAAGUGAAGCCAAAACAGCAAUAUCUAAAAUUUCAUCUAAAUAUAAUUUUACUUGGGUUAUACCACAUUUUGAGCAAUUAAUCGAACGCACACCUAUAAAACAAUUUACUUUGUCAUUACCAUUCAAAACUCAAAGAGAACAUCCAUACCCCUUUCCACCGCUUAAAGAUGAAUCUACAGAUUAUGUUUGGAGACUUAGAUUAUAUCCAAAAGAUGGAGAUUCAAACAAUCAUAUAUCAGUUUAUUUAGAUGGAUUUCAAACAAGUUAUGAAAAAAGAAAUAAUAUAACAACCAGAAGAAGAAAAUAUAAUUUUGAAAUAUUUCAUUUAAAUCGAUCUGAUUGUUCUUUAAAAAAGUUAGGGAAUUUACUGGAUUUAACAAGCACAUGGGAUUUUAAUGGCACAAAAUGUUGGGGAACCAAAAAAGUUUUAGUUCAUGAUGAUGUUUUUCCUAGUAAAGAUUAUUCGAUUGAAGUCCAUCUUAUUAUAUGUGUUUGUAUAUUUAAUGAUCAAAAUACUAUAUUAAAUGAAUGUGAUGGAAGUAAUUGUAAAUCUUUACAAAAAUUCAGCAAAUUUUUUGGUAAUGAUAAAUUAUCAGACAUCACUUUUCAGUUGGAUUGUGGAUCAACUAUUAAGGCCAGCAGGAUUUUAUUAAUGUCACAGUCAACUUAUUUUGAAAAAUUAUUAUUAGGUGAAUGGAUUGAAAGUAUGAAUGAUGUUAUAUCAAUAAAGGAUAUUGAUUUAACAACCUUUAGAGCCAUAAUAUAUUAUUCUUAUAGUGGUAAACUAGAGACUGGAUUAAAUGUUGAGGCCCUAAAAGAUAUUUAUUUAAAAGCUGAUAUGUGGGACAUGAAAGAAUUUAAUGAUCUAUUUCUCAAAACGGAGUCUUUGAAAUAUGUUCAUGAAAAUUGGCAAGAUAUUAAACCAUCUCAAAAUAUGAAAGAUUUUUUAUUUGAGGCUGAAGUGGAUUGGGUAGAAGAAUUAAUGUUUGCAAGAUUUUUUGGUUUUGGUAAAAAAUAA
Molecule: messenger RNA, 1029 nt
Organism: Entrophospora candida
Lineage: Eukaryota; Fungi; Glomeromycota; Glomeromycetes; Entrophosporales; Entrophosporaceae
Source: the annotation of a GenBank genome assembly